UUCUGCUGUUUCCUCUGGAUUCUGUGCCUGUGGAUACUAGCUAGCUAGGGCUUUUCAUUCCUAGAUUAAUCGGCGUCAGCUUGCUCUUGAUUCCGAUAGUGUGCGUCGAAGUUUCAACAACAAAAAUAGUUUAUCAGGCUAACCAUGCCGCCGCGUCCCGGCAAAUUACUGGAAGAAAGGCUGGCUGCGGCUGGCUGCAUUCUCAUUCAGCCUCCCCCCUCCACCGUCGAACUCUUGACCCUUCUGGGUCAAAUCGAGGUACUUUUAUCAAAAGUGGAGCAGUCGCCUGCCAAAACCAUGCGGGAUGCUCUUUCCCGGCUGAUAAAUGCCCUGGCUGCAGAAAAGCUACUAAAGCAUUCUCAUGGAGAUGUAAAAGUAAGUGUUGCUCUUUGUAUAAGUGAGAUAACCAGGAUUACUGCACCGGAGGCUCCAUACGACGAUGAUAAAUUGAAGGAUGUUAUGCAAUUGAUUGUUUCAUCCUUUGAGCAUUUGUCGGAUACAUCAACCCGAUCUCGUAAGAAGAGGAUCACUAUUCUUAAAAUUAUGGCCAAAGUCAGAUCGUGGGUCGUCAUGUUGGAUUUUGGAUUUGAUCAGAUUAUUAUUGAAAUGUUUCAAUAUUUUCUUAAAGGCAUUACGGAUUAUCAUACCGAAGAUAUAUUUUCAUAUAUGGAGACAAUUAUGAGUCGUGUUCUAUUAGAAAGUGAAGAUAUCUCCUCAGAUCUACUCGGACCAAUUUUGGUUACUUUGAAAAAGAAUAAUAAGGCCGUUUUUCCAGCUGCAAAGAAAUUGGCUGUGACAGUUAUUCAGAUUACAGCUGACAAGAUCCGACCUUAUUUGACUCAAGCAAUUAAAUCUUUAGAUGCUUUUGUGUGUGACUUUGAUGAAGUUGUAUCCUCUAUUUGUCGAGAGGAUAUUGGUUUAUACAAGCAUGACAGUCUGCACGGUAUCCAUCAGCUGGAAACUAUGAAAAGUUUAAAUGCAGCAAGGGGUUCAGGGACCCUCGAAGAAACCGGAAGAGUGAACAGCAAGAGAAAGCAAGUUCCAGACACAAGCGAAGUUUUGGAAAGACAACAGUCGAGACCUAAGUUUCUCAAUGGUGCUGGAGAAGCUGAGCAAGCUAUAGUUGAGCUAAGUCAGCCAGAGCCUAUCUCCCAACAUAAUCUGGUCGAUGUAGUACCCUCUAAACCAUCUUCGCAGAGAUAUCAGGCUACUGAGGAGCCACGGAAAUCCAAAAGUAUGUCUGAAGCAACAGAUGUGGCUGCUGAGGAUCCAUCUGGUCAUUUGAUGAUGCGGAAUAGUAGGCAGAUUUGUGAAACCACUGUUGGGCAAUCUACUCCUAUGAAAACCACUCCUGCCACUACUGCUGUGACCACUGCUUGGGAUGUGGAAGAAGAAUUGGCCGCAGCAGAACGAGCCUUGAAAGAACAGGAGGCUGCUCUGUCUGCCAAGAAAGCUGCAUUGGAAAAACUUAAAGAGAAGGCCAGAAUUCGUAAGGAGAGGUUGCAUAAGCUGACUGAACUGCUUAAGCGAUGGUGUGCAGCGAGGAGGAUUCAGAAGCAUGCUCGACAGAUGAUUCAAUUCAGGAUGAAGUGGACAGAAGUCGUGAGUGCCUUAGUGGAUACGCGUAUAACCUACUGGGACUUACGAAGAGGACUCAGGCAUCGCAGUCCUGAUAGGCUAUUUGUUCCUGAAAUCCAAGUGGAGCAUUUUGUUGGUGAUCAAAAUGUUUGCUCUACUGGCCCAAGGCAGAGGCCUGAAGUUCCAGAAUCCAUACUAUCUAAAGCAGUGAAGUUGGAGGAAGAUGCAGUGCAAGACGGCCCUUCUCAGACAUUUGAGGAAUCGGGCCCCCAACCUUCCUGUCCUAUUGAUUUAACUUCAGGUUCUGCGAUCUUACAACGACUUGAUCAGCUGGAGGCUCAAGCUGCUACUCUGCAAAAUGGGCUCGCUGACUUGCGAGGUGAGGUUCAUACUGGAAUAAGUCACCUGGGAGCCGGAAUGGAUGAUUUACGAGCACAGUUGAACAGCAUCAUGGAUGUGGUAUCCCAAAUUAGUGGACAUUUUGCAAAGUAAUUGAAAGGUGUAUUAGUUACAAUACCAACAACGAUAGUAAUAUAUAU
Molecule: messenger RNA, 2117 nt
Organism: Andrographis paniculata
Lineage: Eukaryota; Viridiplantae; Streptophyta; Magnoliopsida; Lamiales; Acanthaceae
Product: sister chromatid cohesion protein PDS5 homolog C-like
Exons: 7
Coding region: 145-2070 (641 amino acids)
Biological process (GO): mitotic sister chromatid cohesion
Source: RefSeq, a predicted model, not a curated record